This is a messenger RNA of Camelina sativa (false flax), 1570 nucleotides long. The record is from RefSeq and is a predicted model, not a curated record. NCBI's taxonomy places the organism in Eukaryota, Viridiplantae, Streptophyta, Magnoliopsida, Brassicales, Brassicaceae.
UGAACUCUGAAACCAAAUAGUAACGGAGUAACCGAUCUCUGAAGCAGAAAAGCAAACAACACGGAAACCGAAGAAGACGCAUUCAUAGCUCCUCCUUGUUGUUCUUCUUCUUCACUUCUCGAUUCUCUGAUUUUGAAUCUCUAUCUGACUCACUCUCUCUCUAUCUCAUUCCUCUCUCUGAUCGUGGAUUGAGAUGGAGAGCUUACCAACGACGGCUCCGUCUAAAUCAGAACGACGAGGGAGGUCCUCCAAGUCUUCUCAGAGUUCCUCCAAGCCUUCAGUUAUCAUGGCUUUCUUCUCUUGCCUCGCUUGGCUCUACGUCGCUGGCCGGUUAUGGCAAGAUGCAGAGAAUAGAGUGGUACUCAACAAUAUUCUUAAGACGAGUUAUGAUCAGAAGCCUAAGGUUCUUACGGUGGAUGACAAGUUAGUGCUCCUAGGAUGCAAAGAUCUUGAGAGGAGAAUUGUUGAAACUGAAAUGGAGUUGGCUCUUGCAAAGAGUCAAGGCUAUCUGCAAAACUCGAAAAGUUCAGGGAAGAAAUUGCUUGCUGUGAUUGGAGUGUAUUCAGGCUUUGGAAGUCAUCUGAGGCGUAAUUCAUUUAGAGGAUCUUGGAUGCCACAAGAUGAUGCUUUGAGGAAACUUGAAGAAAGAGGAAUUGUCGUUCGUUUUGUGAUUGGUCGAAGUCCAAAUCGAGGUGAUAGCUUAGAUCGAAAAAUUGACGAGGAAAAUCAAGCAAAAAAAGAUUUUUUGAUUCUUGAUAAUCAUGAAGAGGCUCAAGAAGAGUUAUCCAAGAAAGUAAAGUUCUUCUUCAGUGCUGCUGUUCAAAACUGGGAUGCAGAGUUUUACAUCAAAGUUGAUGACAAUAUUGACCUAGAUCUUGAGGGGUUGAUCAGCCUACUUGAAAGUCGACGUGGUCAAGAUAAUGGUUAUAUCGGGUGUAUGAAGUCUGGGGAAGUGGUUUCUGAAGAGGGAGAGCAAUGGUAUGAGCCAGAAUGGUGGAAAUUUGGGGAUCAAAAAUCGUACUUUCAUCAUGCAGCUGGUUCACUGUUAAUACUAUCUAAGAAUUUGGCUCAAUAUAUAAACAUAAACAGUGGAUCAUUGAAGACAUAUGCGUUUGACGAUACCUCCAUAGGGUCUUGGAUGAUUGGUGUUCAGGCAACGUAUAUAGACGACAAUCGCCUUUGCUGCAGCAGCAUCAUACAAGACAAGGUGUGUUCUGUGGCUUGAUCAAAGGAAGAGUGUCUUCCAGCAAAACCUCUGGUGUAUCCAUGGCGCUUCUGUGAGGUGGGCUCUUUGGAAUGUUUACCCGAGUUAAGAUUGAUUCAGAAUCAAAUUAUCAUAUAGGGUAUACUCAGGAAUUUUAGUUAGAAAAAAAAAAAACAAAACAAAACAAAAACAUAAUUUAAGUUACAUAACUGACCACAAAUAGUAGACUCAAUCCCGGCUUCGAACUAUAAGUUUGAGUGAUGGAGUAAUUUACUUUGGAACUUCUAAAUGAAAAAAAUACUUUACUUCUUCUUCUUACUCUCUUGUUUUGACAUUUCUGAUGAUUGAUACGCUCAUGGCUGUCCA